AUGAGGCAUACUCAGAGUAUUUCCCAUGUCCCUCCUGUGGUCACCACUGGGGUGAAGCCAGGGAACAUGAGACCGCAUCACAACAGCACAAAGGGCAUUGGAGCGCGUAGCAGGAUGCGAAUCCCUGAGAGAGAGCAUUCCAUAGCAGUGCUGAAAAGCAUGCAGCGACCUCCAUUCCAUCUACAUCGGGAAGAACAAGAGGCCUUCUUCAACCUACUGGAGGAUGACUUGGUACAAGAGUUCUUGUCUAUGGACAUAUGCUACAGGAUUUCAGAUAAGUAUCUUCUAGCCAUGACUCUGACUUACUUCAAACGUGCUGGCCUGCAUAUUAGUGAAUACACACGGAUGAACCUUUUCACUGCUCUGUACUUGGCUAAUGACAUGGAGGAAGAUGAAGAGGAUUACAAGUAUGAGAUCUUUCCCUGGGCCCUUGGUGACAACUGGCGGCAGCUGUUCCCACAGUUCUUAAAACUGAGGGAUGGCUUCUGGGCUAAAAUGAACUACCGAGCAGUGGUCAGCCGGCGCUGUUGUGAUGAGAUAAUGUCAAAGGAGCCAUCCCAUUGGGCUUGGUCACGUGAACGACCCGUUCAUCACAGUGGAGCACUGAGAAGCUACCUGAAGAAUGAAAAGGACUCACUUCCCCGAGGACCUGGUGUUACUCCCCCAAGUUGCCCCCUCUGCACUUGUGAGCUGACUGAGGAGGAAGGCAGCCCAGAAGAUGCUCCAAGUGCCGGUAUUACUUCUGAUGGUGACCUAUUGCCAUUCACUAACAAGUGGUCCCAGAACUUUAUUAUCCUCCCUCAUAAAAUAAUGAUGGAUCCAGUGGCAACAUAUAGCCUGCAGAUCCUUCAGGAGCCAGGAGUCACUAUGGAGCCUGAUGGAACUGGCCUGGAUUGGCGAUCUGUGGGGUGA
Molecule: messenger RNA, 912 nt
Organism: Emys orbicularis (European pond turtle)
Lineage: Eukaryota; Metazoa; Chordata; Testudines; Emydidae
Gene: SPDYC
Product: speedy/RINGO cell cycle regulator family member C
Exons: 6
Coding region: 1-912 (303 amino acids)
Biological process (GO): positive regulation of cyclin-dependent protein serine/threonine kinase activity
Molecular function (GO): protein kinase binding
Source: RefSeq, a predicted model, not a curated record